Molecule: messenger RNA, 2660 nt
Organism: Pogonomyrmex barbatus (red harvester ant)
Lineage: Eukaryota; Metazoa; Arthropoda; Insecta; Hymenoptera; Formicidae
Product: tubulin polyglutamylase TTLL13-like
Biological process (GO): protein polyglutamylation; microtubule cytoskeleton organization
Cellular component (GO): ciliary basal body
Molecular function (GO): tubulin binding; tubulin-glutamic acid ligase activity
Source: RefSeq, a predicted model, not a curated record
GAUUUAUCGCAUCUACGCGGCAAAUGCGGAUGCGAGAGGGAUUAUGUUCGGAUCGAGUUUGACGUGGAUUUGAUUGACAGCGCGAUUAAAAAUAAUCGAAUAAUGGAAAACGGUCAUGAAUGUCGUCGAGUACAGCGGUAAGCGUCCGCUGGUGAUAUUGCACGAUUCUAAAGACGAUAAUUCCAGAAAAGAGGACGUGACAGACGACCAAUGCGUCGGCGAGUCCGAUAUCAACUUCAAGAAGCGAUUCUGCGAGCACGCAUUUCAAAAUAGAAAAUACAUCGUAAUUCCAAACGAUUCCUCUAAUGUUGUACCGCUUACAAACGAGAGAACAGACGUUGCUAAGCAUGCUUUCGAACGACACUACUGGAAGAUUACCCCAGACAAUAAUACAGACGCGUUACCCGAGCAAAGUGAUUCAGGACGGCGCAAGGAGGACGUGGAAGAAACGUCGAAAACUAAGAAGAGAAAGCAAAGAUUUUUAACAAUCUGCACGGCGAAUUGCAAGUACGAUGUGGUAAGGCGUGUGGCCGCUCGCUUCGGUAUGAGAGAAGUUACGGAGGACAGCAGCUGGGAUCUCUAUUGGACCGACUUAAGCGUCAGCGUGGAACGCGCUAAGGACAUGAAGAGAUUCCAAAGGAUCAAUCACUUUCCCGGGAUGACGGAGAUAUGUAGAAAGGAUCUCCUCGCUCGUAAUCUCAACCGCAUGCAGAAAUUGUUUCCGAAAGACUACAACUUUUUCCCGAAAACUUGGUGCUUUCCCACCGAUUAUGGCGAUGCGACCGCUUAUGCCAAGACACGAAGGUCAAGAACCUUUAUCAUUAAACCAGAUAUGGGCUGCCAAGGACGCGGUAUUUAUUUAACGAAAUAUUUAAAGGACAUCAAAUUGUCAAGCGAACGCUUGAUCUGUCAAGUGUACAUUGCAAGGCCCUUCUUAAUAGACGGAUACAAAUUUGAUCUACGUAUUUACGCACUAAUUACAUCAUGCAACCCUCUCAGAAUCUAUGUGUACAACGAAGGGCUCGCAAGAUUUGCGACGAGCAAAUAUAAAGAACCGAACGGUCACAAUACUUCGAACAUGUUCAUGCACUUGACGAAUUAUUCCGUUAACAAACACAGCCGAAUGUAUAUCAUCGACGACGAGAUUGGCAGCAAGAGAAAGGUAUCGACAUUAAACAAAUGUUUAAAAACGAAGGAUGUCAAUGUGGACGAACUGUGGAGCAAAAUCGACGAGGUUAUAAUUAAAACUGUGAUCGUCGCGUAUCCCGUAUUGAAGCACAGUUAUCACGCGUGUUUUCCGAUGCACGAUAAGAAUUGCGCGUGCUUCGAGUUGUUGGGAUUCGACAUUUUGCUCGACUGGAAGCUGAAACCUUACCUUCUUGAGGUAAAUCAUUCGCCAAGCUUUCAUACAGAUGCACAAAUAGACAAAGAUGUAAAGGAAGGGUUGUUGAUGGACACCUUCGAUAUAUUAAAUCUACAACAGUGUGACAAAAAGAAAAUAAUAGAAGAAGACAGAAAAAGAAUCAAACAGCGACUUCUUCAAGGUUUAAGCGGAAAGGAUGUUAGGAAUGAGAACGAUUACAUGCAGAGACAGUUUCAAUGGGAAGACGACCAUAUGGGCAAUUUUCGAAGAAUUUAUCCAUGUGACGAAGAUAAAUACCAGUCUUUCUUCACGCAGAAUGCGCUUUCCGUUUUCCAAGAUACGGUGGCGUCAAGAGCACGAGAAGAAGCGUCGAGAAUUGAGAGAGAAGAGAAUGAGUUGAAAACGAAGGAAAAAGAACGCAAACGAAUAGUCGGGAAAUGGAGCGAACAAAAGUUAAGCGCUGAAAGUUUAUACACACCAAAGAAAUUCCAAGAGAAGAGCAAAUUUGCAGGAGGACUAAGGAAAAACAUCAAUAAACAGGACGCACAGGAAUCUCCUACCAACACUCUAUACUCCUUCGAGCCUGAAAUCAUAUCAGAGUCUGAGGAAAGGGAACGAAUAACGGCCCUGGCACAGAGGGAUUUUCUCAUCAAGAGCUACGGCAUGCUCGAGCAGAUAUACGUGGCGAUGAAGAAAAACGGCAUGUUACGUCCCGCCGACGAGAGAAAGUACGGAUUGUAUGGCAGGCUGGGAUUACAUGCAAACACGAACCACAGCACGUGUUCCUCCUCGCAGAAGACCCAACGUCGCCAAAACGGCCAUCUGGAUACCACACAGCCAGUCACGUACCAAUACCAGCAAUGUUCCCUCAGAGGAAAUGAACAGAAAAUGACGAAUCACGAGUGUAUGAAAAACUACGAUUUAAAUAGGAGUAAGCGUUGCCUGUAUUAUCACGAUCAUUAUUUUGUUAAUCAUUAUCGAAUUUUAUACACAUUUAACUCUCUUGAUUUAGGCUUGUGGAUAACGUGUAACGAGGCACUUGUUUACAUGCGUCCAAAAAUACCGCAAACUUUGUGGACAGAAGAAAUUCACUCUAAUAAUCAUAGGAGACGCGUAACAAAAGCACACGUUGUUAGAACAUUAACGAAUACUGUGCGGCUGCACACACUCGAAAGAAGAGAAUCUUCCCAUCCAUCGAAAUCUAAGUAAGUUGAAAUGCGCCACUUAUCUACUACUAUCUAAAUUACUUCUUAAUAAUUUAUAAUUAAAAAUUUUCAAUUAUAUAAUUUAAAUCGUA